Molecule: messenger RNA, 1734 nt
Organism: Aspergillus puulaauensis
Lineage: Eukaryota; Fungi; Ascomycota; Eurotiomycetes; Eurotiales; Aspergillaceae
Product: cation:proton antiporter
Exons: 2
Coding region: 1-1734 (577 amino acids)
Biological process (GO): proton transmembrane transport
Cellular component (GO): membrane
Molecular function (GO): antiporter activity
Source: RefSeq, a predicted model, not a curated record
AUGGCAGAAUCAGCAUUUGCCUACCAUGAACCGGCCAUAUCUACCAUCCUCAACCAGUCCGGGCUCCUCCUGGUCUUGAAUCUGGUGAACACCUGUCUGGACAAACUUCUGUACUGUGGUCUAAUCGGCCAACUCUUCAUUGGCAUCCUCUGGGGUACACCAGGGGCCAAGUGGCUUGACCGUGACGUGGAAACCGUCAUGCAGCAACUAGGAUACCUGGGCUUAAUCAUGCUAGUCUAUGAAGGCGGCCUGUCAACGGCUCUGUCCUCCCUCCGUGCCAACAUGUAUCUCUCCGUCGCAGUAGCUGUUACCGGAAUCGCCCUUCCUAUGGGAUUGUCGUUUAUUCUCAUGGAAUUGGUAUCGGCGACGCCGCUUCAGGCAUUCUCUGCUGGUGCGGCUCUGAGCGCGACAAGUCUAGGAACCACGUUUACUAUCCUUUCCACUACACAACUGAUCACGUCGCGGCUCGGUACAGUCACUACAAGUGCUGCGAUGCUUGACGACGUUGUCGGCCUUGUCAUGGUUCAGAUCAUCUCCAACCUCGGUGGGAGUGGUGACUCGUUCAGUCCAGUAACUGUUAUCCGUCCGCUGUUUGUUUCCAUUGGUUUUGGUGUUGGCGUUGUCUUGGUCUGUAGAUUCGUGGCCCGUCCUGUUUUGAUCAGGAUUCUCGAGUCGAAGAGCAAGUUACCACAGUUUACACAUACGCCGCAGUUUGCCUUUAUCGGUUAUACGUGCUUGCUUGUUGGUCUGGUCGCUGGCGGUACAUAUGCCGGAACGUCAAGCUUAUUUGCUGCGUAUCUUGCUGGUGUUAUCACUUCUUGGUUUGACACCUUAGUGCGCACAGUCCCAAGCUCUACAGCAGAACAGCGGCCGCAGGAUGAGGACAACAGCUCUCAGGCACAGGCACCACCUGAACAGCUGGCCGCUGGAAGCACGCCUCAAACUCCCAGCUUGCGCGAGGACGACACGAUCACAGGGAUGUACAUCUACGAGCACUACUACCAUGGGCCCGUUACUCGAAUUCUAAUUCCCAUGUUCUUCGCCUCGAUCGGUUUCGCGAUCCCUAUCACAGAGAUGUUCCGGGGCAGCGUCGUCUGGCGCGGCGUCGUGUAUGCUGUGCUGAUGGCGUUUGCGAAGAUGUGUACUGGAGUCUGGCUAGUCCGAGUCUCGCCUGGCUCUGGACUUCGCACCUUCGUUCGUGUCCUGAAGUCUCCUCUGGCCUAUACGAAUUCCUGCAUACGGGGGCACAAACCCGAGGAGGCUCCGACCAGUGAGAAAGGUCCCAAACAAGCGACCGACAAUCAACUUCAAGAAAACAGAGACAGCAAUGAAAAUGCCGACCCCAGUCCUGGUCCCUCCAAUUCAGAAUCUGAUGCAGACGCCAUCACGAACGCAGAUACCAACACACCCCCUCAACAACAGACACAGAAUCGUCCAUCUGCCUCUCUCCCCCCAAAGCCCAAGUCGCUCUACUCAGCCUCAAUACUGGCUUUGGCUAUGACGGCUCGCGGGGAGAUAGGCUACCUCAUCGCCUCCCUUGCAGAGUCAAACGGGAUCUUCGGCGAUACAUCACAGGGCUCGUCUGAGACUUACCUAGUUGUCGUGUGGGCGAUCUCCCUGUGUACCUUGGUAGGACCUAUUGCGGUUGGGACACUUGUUAAACGUGUUAAAGCGUUGCAGCAAAAACGCGCAAACUCGGGAGGCCCGGAUCCAUUGGGUGUUUGGGGUAUUUGA